AUGUCGGGAGGAAGGGCGACCAUCCCACCUAACCGGAAGAAUGCUGUGGGAAAGCCAGCUCUUAGUAACGGUGGAAUAUGCCGAUUUUGCAAUCGGAGGCAUGGGACUGCCCCGUGUCCCUUUAGGAAUGGAGCCUGUUUUAGUUGUGGUCGGAUGGGCCACCAAGUGAGAGAUUGCCCACGGAGACAAAGAGGAGUUCCAGCGCUAUCACAACAAGGAGGACAACCACGUGGGAAUAUGCAGCAGAAUUACCAGAGCCAACCUCCAGCGCAAGGAAGAGUUUUUGCGGUCACCAAGGAAGAGGCGAAGGAUUCGCCGGCCGUUACAGGUACGAUCUUUUUGCAUGAUCAUAUAGCGUAUGUGUUGUUUGACCACGGAGCCACGUACUCCUUUGUUGUUGAGCGGUUUGUUAAAUUAGUUGGGUUGAGUCCGAAAUCGUUGGGAACAGUCUUUAAGAUAUCCAUGCCGCUAAAAGAUAGUGUAAUAUCUGCAGUAGGUUGUCCUCAUUGUAAGUUGACAAUAGGUGGUCACGAAGAAGUGAUAGAUCCGAUUGUCUUGGAAAUGUAUGAUUUUGAUGUGAUUGUUGGUAUGGAUUGGCCGACAAAGCAAAGAGCUAUGAUGGAUUGCUAUCAUAAGGCAAUUCAGUUUAACCCGUUGAAUGGGAUUAGUUUUGAGUUUGUUGGAAGUCGAGGUGAUACAUCGACUUUGUCAAUUUCAUCGUUGGAAGCGACUCGUGCAUUGGAAAGUGGUCGUCAAGGAUAUCUGGCAACCGUAGUUAACAUAUAUGUUGAGGAGCCAAGGAUGGAAGACAUUGCUAUUAUGUGCGAGUUUCCCGAUGUGUUUCCCCAAGAGUUACCAAGUCUGCCACCAAAUAGGGAGAUUGAGUUUGUGAUUGAGCUAAUCCCUGGAACGGAGCCGAUUUCUAAAGCUCCGUAUAGGAUGGCGUUAUCAGAACCGAAGAAGCUGAAGGUACGGUUGCGGGAAUUAUUGGAUAAGGGUUUUUUCCGCCCUAGUGCUUCACCAUGA
This is a messenger RNA of Rhodamnia argentea, 1026 nucleotides long. RefSeq lists its product as uncharacterized. The record is from RefSeq and is a predicted model, not a curated record. Gene Ontology annotation, molecular function: zinc ion binding; nucleic acid binding. Lineage: Eukaryota; Viridiplantae; Streptophyta; Magnoliopsida; Myrtales; Myrtaceae. The coding region runs from base 1 to 1026 and encodes 341 amino acids. The transcript has a single exon.